Drosophila takahashii is the source of this 2669-nucleotide messenger RNA. RefSeq lists its product as uncharacterized. The record is from RefSeq and is a predicted model, not a curated record. Gene Ontology annotation, molecular function: sequence-specific DNA binding. Lineage: Eukaryota; Metazoa; Arthropoda; Insecta; Diptera; Drosophilidae.
UCAAAAACAUACAAAAAGAGUUCUUCGGGAUCAAUUCAUGAAGUUACCACCGAUAGUAUUAGUAUUUAAGUCCUAGAACCCAGGACUUAAAAAUGGAUGAAGUUCAGGUGAAGCAGGAGCUGGAGUCAGACGACGACUACGACUGUCAAAUGGUGGAGGAGAUCAAAAUUAAGGCGGAACCACUAAUGGAGGAGGAACUCCCGCCGGACGAGGACUUUCCGAUGGAGGAGAUGUAUGUUAAAGUGGAGCCCUCCAUGCUGGAUAAAGUUAAGGAAGAUCCGGAGAUCAGGACACCGAAAUGUUGCAUUCCCACCUGUGGUCAGCAGGAAAGCGAACAAAUUCGACUCUUUCGCUUUCCCAGCCAGGAAAAUAUGCUCAUCCAGUGGCUAGUGAACACCGAUAUGAAGCCUCGCCUGGCUAAUCCCCUAGAGCUUUUCGUGUGUCAGUUUCACUUUGAACCCGAAGCCUUUAAGCGGAAUGAGCUCUUCGAUUGGGCGGUGCCCACUUUAUUACUCGGCCAUGCAGGAUUCGUGAUUCCACUUUCGAAACAACCCUCUAAGGAAGUGAUGAAGCACAUCCGCAGGGAGUACUGCUCCGUGCUCAGUUGCUUCCGGGCCAAGGACGAAGGAUACCGGCUGUAUGAGUACCCAAAGGACGAGGCCAGCCGUCGCAGGUGGUCACGACGGUGCAGUCAUAAUCCUGUCCUGGUUGCCAGGCAAGGAUUUCGCUUGUGCCGUUCGCACUUCGCCACGGACUCUUUUGAUCCGGAGACUUGCGACUUGUUUGCGGGAUCCUUGCCCUCCAGGGAGCUAUUCACUUGCCUUGUGCCUGGCUGUGCGCAGGAUGCAGCUGCUCCUGUGGGCUACUACAAAGUUCCUGUAACUAGCACUCUACUAAAUGCCUGGAGCAACAACCUAUUGAUUGACCAACGAGAUCUCCAUCGUGAUGACCUCCGCGUUUGCGGCCGUCACUUCGAGGACUACUGCUUCACGAAUGACAACAAACUUCGUCCUGGUUCGCUGCCCACUCUCUUCCUGAAUCAUGGCCAGGAAAUCCAGCCAAAUCCGGGAAGUAUAAAAUUAGAGUUUCAAAAGAUCGCUUGCAUAGUGCCCGGCUGUGGACGCAUCCGGCAGCCUGGAGAGAAACCGUUUUCCCCGUUUCCCAGACUGCCAGUUCUGGUCAAGAAGUGGCUACACAACUUUCGACUGGACGCCACCUGCGAUGCGGUGGAAGGAAUGAUGGUCUGCGAUGAGCACUUCGAGGAGUCCUGUUUAAAAAAGAGUUCAGGACCAAAUCGAGUGCGUUUGGGAGCCAUGCCGACCUUGAAACUGGGUCAUUCCCAUCGUGAUCUCUACCUGACCAAUAUGAAUCUUCUGGGGAAAUCAUCAUGGGCUUUUUGGAGAAUUGGAACAACCAGAUUGGAUUGCUGCUAUCCGAACUGCGUAGAGCAGCAUAAAAUCAAUUGCUACAAUCUGCCAAAGAUGGAUAGUCUUCGCAAAGCGUGGCUGAACCACAUGAACAUUGAACUGCCUCCGGCCGACUCAUCCUCGGAUGAACCACAGCUCUGCCCGCUGCACUUCAUCCUUCUGUACGAGCACAGUGCCGAAAACUUUGCCGAUCACUCGUCCGACGCCUCUCUGGACGAUAGCUACAAGGAUGCCCGAAGCAAGAAACGAAUGCAGGUCCUCAGGUGUGCCAUCAAGGGAUGCAAUACCUUCCUGCCCAGAGACGGAGGCAUCCUGCAUUGUAUGAAGACCAUCAAGGAAAUCGAGCAGAUGUGGGUGGAAAACGGGCAGAUGGAGUUGAAUGAGAAGAAAGAAUACAAUCGGGUGUGUAGCAAGCACUUUGAACCGCAAUGCUUCCAGGGUCAACGACUCCUCGAGUGGAGUGUGCCCACCCUGCACCUUCCAGGCGAGGCAGUGCAUCAAAAUGUCACCAGGGAGCAGUACAAGAUUUACAACGAGGCGGCGAAGCUGAAUGAUUGGGAAGACGAGGAGGAUGUUGAUUACUCCGAUUUAAAUCCCCUUGCUGGGAAAUCCAUAGAUGAGCCCAAGGAUCAAGGACAGCGGAAGAAGUACAGUACCAAUCGCUGCGCUGUUCCGCGUUGUAAUAAGACUUUCAAGGACGUAACCCGAACUUUCCGCCUGCACAAGCUCCCCGAUUCCGAGGAAGCAGCCAAAAAGUGGCUACACAACACCCAGGUGCAGAUGGCCAGGGAGUACUGGCCCAGCUUUCGCAUCUGCAGCCGCCACUUCGACGAGGAUUGCUUCCAAGGAUCGAGGGUGCGGAAGGGAGCCAUGCCCACGCGUCGCAUGGCAAGUGUCCUGCUGGGAUCGAUGUACGAAAGUGUGUGGAAAGCCAAGAAACGCAAACGUUCCUCCCGUUUUCAAAGGACUAAAAAGAAAUAAGUUAUAUCACUUUAUAUGUGGGUAAUUUAAAGUAAAAGAAUUUGAUUACUGUGUAAGCUAAUAAUUCCACAUUAUUAAGGCUACAAUAAUCUUUAUUGUUAUUAAGGUAAUAGGAAUUUCUUUAUAGCAUAUAUAACUCUAAUAAUUCCAUAUUAUUGAGGCUAAAUAAAGUAAAACCAAUAAAUAAUGUUUUAAAACAUUGGCGAUUGAAACAUUUUUGAGAAUUUUUAAAAUACACAUCCAAAUGGCUAAUAGACUCCA